GGCAAGCAUUUGGAUUUUACUUGCAUGUUGUAGGUUUUUGGAUAUGUUUGUAGGCUUUGUGACAUUGAAGUCAUAAUGGGAUGGCUUCAAAGUCAAAUUUAGUUUACUUGUUAUGAUUCAAAGAAUCGAAUUUUUCUUCCCUGACAAGAUCAAUUAUUGGAAUGGAAUGAUUUUGCUUAUAAAUGAAGAAUUCAAUACAGCAGCAUGCAUAUCAAUAGCCUAUCAGUGUCUGGCAUUUCCACAGCAAUGGUAUCUAAACGAGUCAGUUUGAUUGUAGUCAUAGUCUGCUCUAUUGUAGUUACUGUUCUAUCAGAAGAAUCGAGCUUAGAAGUUCAGAUUGACGCCUUGAAGGCUUUCAACAAUUCCAUCACAGAUGACCCUUUUGGAGCACUUGCAAAUUGGACAGACAGGAACCACCACUGCAACUGGUCUGGUAUUUCUUGCGACUCUUUAUCAAAUGUCAUUUCGAUUUCUCUGGUUGAUAAGCAGCUCAAAGGUGUAAUUACACCGUUUCUUGGAAACCUUUCAAGCCUCCAGGUUCUUGAUUUAACUUUGAACUCGUUCACCGGCCACAUUCCGGCUCAGCUGGGACUUUGCUCUCAGCUCACUGAGCUGAUUCUUUAUGAAAAUUCUCUUUCAGGUCCAAUUCCAACAGAACUAGGAAACCUCAAAAAUCUGCUGGCACUAGAUUUAGGUGAUAACUCUUUAAGUGGAAGCAUCCCUGAAAGCAUUUGCAACUGCACAUCAUUGUUACAAUUUGGUAUCGUUUAUAACAAUCUCACAGGCAGAGUCCCAUCAAACAUAGGCAAUUUAGCUAACCUUCAACUUUUGGUGUUGUAUGGGAACAAUUUGGUAGGUUCUAUACCAGUGUCCAUUGGGAGGUUGGAAUCUUUGCAAGCUUUACAACUAAGUGAAAACCAACUCUCUGGAGCAAUACCUCGACAGAUAGGGAACUUGUCAAAUUUAGAGUAUCUUAUCUUGUAUGAGAAUUCGCUAGUUGGGAGAAUACCCUCAGAACUAGGUCGCUGUAACAAGCUUGUAUAUCUUGAACUAAACAGCAAUCAGUUCACUGGAGGCAUUCCCUUUGAGCUUGGAAACUUAGUUCACCUAGAAAAGUUGCAGUUGUACAAGAAUAGGUUAAAUUCUACCAUUCCCGCCGCCUUGUUCCAAUUGAAAUCAUUAACCCAUCUAGGACUUUCAGAGAAUGAGUUAACUGGAACAGUACCCUCUGAGCUAGGAUCACUGAGAUCAUUAGAAGCUUUGACCCUACAUUCAAAUAAGUUCACCGGGGAGAUUCCUUCGUCCUUGACAGACUUGACAAAUCUAACUCGGUUGUCUAUGAGCUUCAAUUUCCUCACAGGGAAGCUUCCAUCAGAUAUAGGAUCCCUUUACAAACUGGAGAACCUAACCAUGAACAACAACCUUCUCGAGGGAUCCAUUCCAGCUAGCAUCACCAAUUUCACCCAUCUUCUAACCAUAAGCUUAUCAUUUAACAGAUUAACAGGCAGAAUUCCUCAGGGUUUGGGGCAGUUGCGAAAUCUUACUUUCCUAUUUCUUGCAUCCAAUAAAAUUUUAGGAGAAAUCCCAGACGACCUCUUCAAUUGCUCGAAUCUUCGUACUUUAGACUUGUCUCAGAACAGUUUUAGUGGAGUGCUAAAGCCUGGUAUUGGAAAACUUUCCAGUCUCCAGAUUUUGCGAGCCCAUACAAAUUCAUUCGUAGGGCCAAUCCCACCUGAGAUUGGCAAUUUGAGUCAACUUAUCUCCUUAUCACUUGGUACAAAUAGUCUUUCAGGCCUUAUUCCAUCAGAAAUAUCUAAACUUUCUCUACUCCAAGGGCUGUACCUGGAUGACAAUGCUCUAGAGGGUUCAAUACCUGAGGAAUUAUCUGAGCUGAAACAGCUAAACGAGCUCGCGUUGCAACACAAUAGGUUCAAGGGUCCAAUUCCAGAUGGAGUUUCAAAACUCGAGCAGCUUUCAUAUUUAGACCUUCAUGGUAACAUGCUUAACGGGUCCAUUGCAAGAAGCAUGGGCCAUCUUAUUCAGCUGAUGACCUUGGAUCUCUCCCACAACCAUCUCACGGGAUCGAUUCCUGCAUCUGUGGUCGCAAGUAUGAAAAGCAUGCAGAUAUAUCUGAACUUCUCAUACAAUUUCUUGGCUGGAACUGUUCCAGAUGAGCUCGGCAUGUUAGCAAUGGUACAGGAGAUUGACAUCUCAAACAAUAAUCUUACGGGGAUCAUUCCUGAAACGCUUGGCGGCUGCAGAAAUUUGUUCUCUCUUGAUCUGUCAGGGAACAAACUCUCUGGUCCAAUUCCAGCUGAAGCACUUCCUCGAAUGGAUAUGCUUUCUCUCUUGAAUCUUUCAAGGAACAAGUUAGAUGGUGGGCUCCCUGAAGAACUAGCAAGUCUGAAGCGGCUUAGCUCCCUUGAUCUUUCUCAGAAUCAGUUGAAGGGCAUUAUCCCUGAGAGCUUUUCCAAUCUUUCCACCUUGAAACGUCUCAACCUUUCUUUCAAUCAACUUGAAGGGCAUGUUCCAGAGUCAGGCAUAUUUAGACACAUGAACUCAUCUAAUUUGUUGGGCAAUCCAGAUCUAUGUGGAACUGAAUUCCUCAGGCCCUGCAGCAAAAAGAGUUCACAUCAGCUAUCCAAGAAGACGGUGUUGGUUCUUCUGGUACUUGGAUCUAUUUUUGUACUUCUAUUGCUAGUGUUAGUAAGUAUAAUCCUUCACCGGCGCACCAAGUUACGUAAAUCAGAAGGGGUUGAGCAUCCUGAAUCAGAUUACACUCUGCCGGCAUUGACCCUCAAGAGGUUUGAACCAAACGAACUAGAAAAUGCUACAGGUUUCUUCAGCAAAGACAACAUUAUCGGUGCCAGCAGUUUGAGCACCGUUUAUAAGGGCCUACUGGAAGAUGGGCGGACCGUAGCUGUAAAAAAGUUGAAUUUACAUCAGUUCUCUGAAGAGUCUGAUAAGUGCUUUAAUCGAGAGAUCAACACCCUGAAACAACUGAGGCAUAGGAAUUUGGUGAAGGUCCUUGGGUAUGCUUGGGAGAGUAGAAAACUGAAGGCUUUAGUUCUGGAAUACAUGGAGAAUGGGAACUUGGAUAGCGUUAUACAUGACCCCGAGGUGGACCAGUCAAGGUGGACAUUGUCUGAGAGACUCAAAGUUUUCAUUUCCAUUGCAACUGGGUUGGAGUACUUGCAUUCUGGAUAUGGUUUCCCCAUUGUUCAUUGUGACAUGAAGCCUUCUAACAUCCUUCUGGAUGAAGACUGGGUAGCUCAUGUGAGUGACUUUGGAACAGCUCGAAUACUUGGAGUUCAUCUUCAAGAUGGAAGCAGCCUUUCAGCAUCAUCAGCAUUUGAAGGCACUAUUGGCUACUUGGCACCAGAGUUUGCGUAUAUGACGAAAAUCACAACAAAAGUAGACAUAUUCAGCUUUGGUACAAUAGUCAUGGAGUUUCUAUCGAAACGAAGGCCAACAGGACUCACAGAUCAAAAAGAUGGGCUGCCUACCAGUUUGCGUCAACUUGUGGAGAAAGCUCUUGCAAAUGGAACGAACGGUCUUCCUCAAAUUCUGGACCCUAUGCUGGUGCUGAAUAUCUCCGAGAAGCAUGAAGAAGUAUUGGAAGAGCUACUAAAACUAGCAUUGUUUUGCACCCACCCAAAUCCUGAGGAUCGACCUGACAUAGAUGAAGUGUUGUCUGUACUUUUGAAGCUAAGCAAGCGCAUAUAGUACCAAAUUCAUGCUAUAUUUUCCCUCAGUGAAGAUUAUGGUAAUGAGUUAUAGCCAUACUUUGAUGCUGUCAUCGGGAAGGGAAAAAGUCUGCAGACUAAAUUGAUCGUGGGCCAGUGUGCCUAUAUUGGCAUCAUAACUUAAUCUAUGAAAUAGUUUGAUUUUGUUGGAAACCCUGAAGUAUGCUUGGCAGUGACAAUCAAAUUCUCCCUUAUUGUUUUUC
Messenger RNA from Corylus avellana, 3949 nucleotides. RefSeq lists its product as uncharacterized. Gene Ontology annotation, molecular function: protein kinase activity; receptor serine/threonine kinase binding; ATP binding. The record is from RefSeq and is a predicted model, not a curated record. Gene Ontology annotation, biological process: protein phosphorylation. Lineage: Eukaryota; Viridiplantae; Streptophyta; Magnoliopsida; Fagales; Betulaceae.